UUCGUCAUGAUUAUAUAGUACCAAAUGACAUAGCUAAUAUAAGCUACAACAUGCUUGUGACAUGCUCUAUUAAACGCCGAACGCUCCCAUUCACUAUGAGCAAGCCUAAGAUGAGAAGACAAAUUUUCGUCCAUGUUCUCUUUGCUUGGCUUCUACUUGCAGCUUCUGCAUUCAAUCAUGUCACUGCUAAUGUUCAGGCUAUUCAAUCAGGAGUUCAUUUCAAUCCCAGGACUCUACAGGCUAGUCCAAAGCUGCGUGGUGGACAUGCCAUACCUUCAUGGGUUAAAGAAAAGAAGAGUCGUAAAAGUCCAUCAGGGCCUAACCCAAUAGGGAAUCACCGCCCACCAUCACAACCGCAAAGAGAUGCAUGGAAACACUGAUCAUUCAGCAUCAGAAUUCAAUGGAGACAUUUUUCGCUCACGUUAUACUGUAGAUCAAUGGAUUGCAGUCUGAGCAAAAUUCCACUUUUAGGUGCAUUGUGUUUGUACAAAAACAUGGGCAUUAAUUUACUUGAAUAAUCCACUAAAAGAUUAGCUGUGCAUGCACAAGUUUCAAUCGAAAGUUCAAAUUCAGUGAGUCUCUCCAUGAGCAUGAUAAACUAAGGCUUGUAAAAUUUUCCUUUAAAUUUGAUUGUUUUUACAAGUUUC
Messenger RNA from Lotus japonicus, 647 nucleotides. RefSeq names its product CLAVATA3/ESR (CLE)-related protein 46. The record is from RefSeq and is a predicted model, not a curated record. Bases 51 to 380 code for a protein of 109 amino acids. NCBI's taxonomy places the organism in Eukaryota, Viridiplantae, Streptophyta, Magnoliopsida, Fabales, Fabaceae. The transcript has 3 exons.